UUCUAAGUCUGAAUAAACAAAUUAUUAUUUUUGAGAAUGUCUUUAUUUCUGUUUCCAGGAGGUGUUCCCCACAUCUCAGACAUGAGGAUUGUGCUGCUGGGAAACAGAAAUGCAGGGAAGAGUUCAUGUGGAAACACCAUCCUGGGCAGACAGGAGUUCCAGACUCCAGGAAGAACAGCUGAGUGUGUGAAGAGAGAAGGAGAAACAGCAGGCAGACACAUCACUGUAGUGGAGGCUCCAGGAUGGUGGAAUGACUGCACUGUAGAGCAAACUCCUGAACAUGAUAAACAAGAGAUUGUCCUCAGUGUGUCUCUGUGUCCUCCAGGACCCCAUGCUCUACUCCUGGUCAUUGAUGUGAGUGAGUCAUUCACAGAGACACACAGAAGAGCAGUGCAGGAACACCUGGAGCUCCUGGGUGAGAGAGUCUGGAGCCACACUAUAGUGCUGUUCACCUAUGGGGACUGGCUGGGAGACACAAGCAUUGAGCAGCACAUUGAGAGUGGAGGAGAGGCUCUGCAGUGGGUUGUAGAGAAAUGUGGGAACAGGUACCAUGUUUUAGACAACAAUAAGAGUGAUGGUGGCCAGGUGACAGAGCUGCUGGAGAAGAUAGAAGAGAUGGUUAUGUCUCUGGUGUAA
Messenger RNA from Engraulis encrasicolus (European anchovy), 636 nucleotides. RefSeq names its product GTPase IMAP family member 4-like. Gene Ontology annotation, molecular function: GTP binding. The transcript is spliced from 2 exons. The record is from RefSeq and is a predicted model, not a curated record. The coding region runs from base 37 to 636 and encodes 199 amino acids. Lineage: Eukaryota; Metazoa; Chordata; Actinopteri; Clupeiformes; Engraulidae.